Molecule: messenger RNA, 1407 nt
Organism: Colletotrichum siamense
Lineage: Eukaryota; Fungi; Ascomycota; Sordariomycetes; Glomerellales; Glomerellaceae
Gene: fap1-4
Product: L-pipecolate oxidase
Exons: 1
Coding region: 1-1407 (468 amino acids)
Molecular function (GO): sarcosine oxidase activity; L-pipecolate oxidase activity; flavin adenine dinucleotide binding
Source: RefSeq, a predicted model, not a curated record
AUGGCAGACCCCGCCGAACCCCCCUCUUCGAUUCUCAUCAUCGGCUCCGGCGUCUUCGGCCUGACGACAGCCCACGAACUCGCCCUCCGCCCCCGCUACGCCUCCACCAAGAUUACCGUUCUCGACCGCUCCCCCGUCCCCGGUCCCAGUGAAGACGCCGCCAGCGUUGACUCUUCUCGCAUCAUUCGCUCAGACUACGCCGAUCCAGCCUACGCUCGCCUCGCCGCCGAAGCCCAGACGGAAUGGCGCAAGACCACAAACCCUUCAGACCUUGGAGGUGAAGGCCGGUAUCGGCAGUCCGGCUUGUGUCUCGUCGCCGACCCCAAGUCUGCUUCCCCCGCAGCUUCAACGACAUCAUCACCACCAAAAAAGACGAGUCUGGAAUAUGUUCGUGAAAGCUAUAACAACGUCGUCUCGCUCGCAGGGCCCGAUGGCGAUAAGAUCAUCAAGGAGCUUCCCACCCCGGAGGCAAUCCGCGACCACCUUGGCACCCCGAUCGCCCCUGGAACAUGGGGCUACAUCAACCCUUUGGCUGGUUGGGCUGACGCUGGCGAGUCCAUGAAGUAUCUCGCCCGCCGCGUCGAGGCCCUUCGCCGCGUAAACUUCGUCUCUGGCACCGCUGCCCGCUUAAACUACUCUUCCGCCUCGACCGUCACCGGCGCAACACUUACCGAUGGCCGUGUCCUUUCCGCCGACCUCGUCAUUGUCGCCGCCGGUGCUUGGACGGGCCAGCUUGUCGAUCUCUCAGGCCAGGCCAUCGCGACCGGCCAAGUGCUCGGAUACAUUGACAUCACCCCCUCCGAGCUCGAGAUCCUCUCCAAGAUGCCUGUGACUCUCAACUUCAGCACAGGACUCUUCAUGAUUCCUCCGUCAGGACUGCAGGUCAAGGUUGCCCGCCACGCGUACGGCUACCUUAACCCGACACCGAUCCCUCACCCGUCUCCCUCGUCCUCCGGGAAGAAGAGCACCGUCUCCCUGCCCGCGACGCACAUCACCGACCCCAACCUUCAGGUCCCGAAAGAGGGAGAGGAUGCGCUGCGCACCGCCGUCCGCACCAUCGUCCCGAUCCCCGCGAUCCACGACCGCCCGUUCGUGAAGACGCGGCUGUGUUGGUACACCGAUACCCAGACGGGCGACUUCUUGAUCUGCCACCACCCCGAGGCGAAGAACCUGUUUGUCGCCACGGGCGGCAGCGGUCACGGCUUCAAGUUCCUGCCUGUGUUGGGCAGGGAGAUUGUGAACGUGCUGGAGGGCAGAGGCGACAAGGUGUUCACUGAGAAGUGGAAGUGGAGGGCGAUCAACAAGCCCGAAGACGUGACGAAUCUGUAUGACAAUAUUUCAUGCGACGACGGCAGCCGUGGAGGCGUGCCUGGCAUUUUGCUCAAGGGCGAACAGCCCAAGCUGUAG